AUGUAUAAAAGGCGUUCGUUAGACCUUUUAUUCCCUGUCCCUCUAGACAAGCGUUUCUCACUCAACCCUAAGGUUCCGUUAUUUAAUAGCCGCUCCUCGUCUAUCUGUGCAUCUAUCUAUCUAUCUAUCUAUCUAUCUAUCUAUCUAUCUAUCUAUCUCAGUCUGAUUCUAUCUAUCUAUCUAUCUAUCUAUCUAUCUAUCUAUCAACCUUUUGUCUCAUUCAAUGAUACAUACCUACCUAUCUUUGUAUGUAUGUAUGUAUGUAUGUAUGUAUGUAUGUAUCUAUCUAUCUAUCUAUCUAUCUAUCUAUCUAUCUAUCACUAUCUCAGUCCAUUCAUAUCUAUCUAUCUAUCUAUCUAUCUAUCUCAGGCUGUUCAUUAUCUAUCUAUCUCAGGCUAUUCAUAUCUAUCUAUCUAUCUAUCUAUCUCAGGCUGUUUAUUAUCUAUCUAUCUAUCUAUCUCAGGCUGUUCAUAUCUAUCUAUCUAUCUAUCUAUCUAUCUAUCUAUCUCAGGCUGUUCAUUAUCUAUCUAUCUAUCUAUCUAUCUAUCUAUCUAUCUAUCUCAGGCUGUUCAUAUCUAUCUAUCUAUCUAUCUCAAGCUGUUCAUUAUCUAUAUAUCUAUCUAUCUCAGGCUGUUAUAUCUAUCUAUCUAUCUAUCUAUCUAUCUAUCUAUCUAA
Acanthosepion pharaonis is the source of this 675-nucleotide messenger RNA. NCBI's taxonomy places the organism in Eukaryota, Metazoa, Mollusca, Cephalopoda, Sepiida, Sepiidae. The record is from the annotation of a GenBank genome assembly.